UUCUUCGUCGAAGUUACGAGAUUUGACAGGCGCGUUUAAAUAGUAAAGCGCCGCUGUUUUAGAGUGCAGGGUCCCUUUUCGAUUUUGCUGACUGAAGUUCACCUUAUUGGCCUCAUCACGGGGCAGAGGGCAGCAUGGACUGAAUGAAGCAGGCGACAGACCGGCAUUUCUGGAAAGCAAACGAGUUGGUUCUGUUCGGAGCUGCAUGCGCACGGGGACAGCGUGGCUGUUCUGGGACGAUGGCUACCUUGUACUCGAUGGUUUCUUCAGCCCUGAAGAGUGUGAUGUGAUGAAGGAGAGAAUGGCCCUCAUAGUCGAGGAGAUGGACGUUCCUCCGCAUUGCAGAACUGAGUUCUCCACGGAGCAGGAGGAGCAGCUGAAGGCACAGGGCAGUGCUGACUAUUUCAUGACCAGUGGGGACAAGAUUCGUUUCUUCUUCGAAAAGGGAGUCUUUGACAAAAAUGGAGACUUCUUGGUGCCAAAGGAGCGUUCACUUAACAAAGUCGGACACGCACUUCACGCCUUAGACGCUGUUUUUAAAAAUGUCACCCAUUCUCCUCAUGUCCAGGAGCUGGUCAGGAAGCUAGGCCUCAUGGAGCCAGUGGUGGUUCAGAGCAUGUACAUCUUCAAGCAACCUGGGAUUGGUGGAGAAGUGACUCCCCACCAAGAUGCCACUUUCCUUCACACAGAGCCAAUGGGCAAGGUGAUGGGCCUGUGGAUCGCACUGGAAGAUGCCACGCUGGACAACGGCUGCCUGUGGUUCAUCCCUGGGUCCCAUAAACGUGGCGUUACUCGGCGUAUGGUCCGAACACCGGAGGGCUCCAUGCCACGCACCGAGUUCAUCGGAGAGGAGCGACAGUUUGACGAGGAGGAAUUCAAACCCGCCGCGGUGAGGAAAGGUGGUCUUGUUCUGAUCCAUGGUGAGGUGGUACAUCGCAGUGCAAAGAAUACUUCAGACAGCUCGAGGCACGCAUAUGCCUUCCACAUCAUGGAAUCGAGAAAUGGCAAGUGGGGCAAAGAGAACUGGUUACAGCCCACCGCUGAGCUGCCCUUCCCGCCGCUCUACAUCUGACCAGCGGCCUAAGGGGACGUGUGCUACGUCACCACAACCUGCCUCGGCUCUGUGUGAGGCCUGCCAGAUUCUGAGUCCAGCUGUUCCUUAAUUAUGUGGCAUUAAAACAAAAAGUCAUUUAAAUGUUGUAUA
This is a messenger RNA of Polypterus senegalus (gray bichir), 1204 nucleotides long. RefSeq names its product phytanoyl-CoA dioxygenase domain containing 1 (gene phyhd1). The transcript is spliced from 11 exons. Bases 206 to 1072 code for a protein of 288 amino acids. NCBI's taxonomy places the organism in Eukaryota, Metazoa, Chordata, Cladistia, Polypteriformes, Polypteridae. The record is from RefSeq and is a predicted model, not a curated record.